GAUGGCGCAAAAUAAACCUAUAGGAUCCAUUGUAGUAUCAUACGAAAGCCCAUACAGAAUUAAUUCAGAUUCUGUAAAUACAUUUGAAAAAUUCUCGGUGUUUGCAAAAUUUCAGCCGUCCACUUUCUCUAUGAUAUUUCAAUCGUUCACUACCUCUAUUCGAGAAAGCUGGGUUCAUGUGGGAAAAUGAAAAAGGAGCGCCAUGCAGUUGUUUCCAAUGUAUGGUAGAAAAAUCUAAUACUUCAGAUAUUAUGACAUUUUGAAUUUCUAUCAAGUUGACUCUGCAGAUGUCUGCAGAACCCGAAAAGAAAGCGAAGAUAAACCACGACCACUUCCGAGACCAUUUUCGCCAGUGUAAACAACUCAAUGUAUCAGACAUAGAUAUCGAGCAUUUCAACAAACAAUCACUUGAGAGCUACCAGCCAAAAUUACAGCACAUAUCUCAAAAUCAUUGCGCGAAAAAGUGUCUUUCUUUUGGUUUAAACCCAGCGAAGACGUGGAAAGUCACAACACUCGCUGGAGUUGCUGGAUUUUAUUUGAUUCAAAACUCCUUUCACAAUUUCUCAAAGUGGUUUUGGAUCUUGAGAUCUCUGGUCGACUUUACUAAGUUCCCGAUCAAAUCUAAUCUCACUGCUGAAGCAGCAUUGGGUUCACAUCGGUUUCCAUGGCAGCAUUACGACCCUAAUUUUUCGAAAACAAAAUCAUCAAACGAGAAGAAACAACCGAUUGAGAGAUUAAGAUGGACGACUUUGGGGUACCAGUAUAACUGGGAGACCAAGAAGUACUAUGCUGGACACUACAUUGACUUUCCCGAUGAUCUGGCCUCGCUCUGUCGCUUUUUUGUCCAGUCAGUGGGUUUGGAUGAAGAUAAACAGUAUAACCCUGAGACUGCAAUUGUGAAUUUUUAUCCAGAGGGCUCGACACUAGGAAUUCAUUGUGACAACUUAGAAUGGGACAGCACCUCUCCCUUGGUUUCAAUCAGCCUGGCUCAUUCUGCUAUAUUUUUAUUGGGCGACGCAGACAGAACUCGUGAACCAAUCAGACUGUUGCUCAAUUCAGGAGAUGUCGUCAUUAUGACUGACAGUUGUCGGCAAAGAUUUCACGCCGUACCAAAAAUCUUUACAACUGACAAGAUGGACAAAAUUGAUUUUGAACGUUCAAAAGAAGAUUUUCUUCGUAACUUGAAUGAAACUUUAUGUACAUGCGGCGAAGAAACGCAAACGAGCUGUAAAGCUGUGACUAAAAGUUUGAUUUUUGAUCGAGUUGACCAUUUUUCGACUGAAGAUGUCAUAAAAGCAGUGGAAUAUAUUAGAACUCGUAGAAUAAACUUAAAUGUGAGACAGUUGAAAAAAUUAACUGAUGAUGUUCCUUUGAAUUGUGAUGAAAUUGAUCCACGUUUAAAUUCUGUUGAUGGGAGUAGUCCUUGAAUUGUGUAAAUGAA
Messenger RNA from Symsagittifera roscoffensis, 1441 nucleotides. RefSeq names its product nucleic acid dioxygenase ALKBH1-like. The transcript is spliced from 2 exons. The coding region runs from base 288 to 1427 and encodes 379 amino acids. Gene Ontology annotation, molecular function: oxidative RNA demethylase activity; broad specificity oxidative DNA demethylase activity; ferrous iron binding. The record is from RefSeq and is a predicted model, not a curated record. Gene Ontology annotation, cellular component: cytoplasm; nucleus. Gene Ontology annotation, biological process: oxidative RNA demethylation. Lineage: Eukaryota; Metazoa; Xenacoelomorpha; Acoela; Convolutidae.